UUUUCCUGUGUUCGUCUGCUAACAAAAGGUUUUUUCUUUUCCCCUUGUAUAUAUUUAAUAGCUAGGUUUAGUCUUGGUUGCAGUGGUCAAAAGAUAGCUUAAAACAUCUUUUGCAGGAUUUGGAGACGCCAGGAUGCCGAUUCAUGUUUCAUUAGUUGUUUUUUAUGUUUUUGCAAUGAGUCAAGGAAAACAACUUUAAUUUUCAGGCUUAGUUCAGAAUUUGAAGAUAUCAUCACCGAGUGCUGUGCUCAGUAUCUCUACAGCAGCAGACCAGGCUCAAAAGAUGGACUCAAUAUCUUGAGUCCCUGUCUGUCCAUCAGCUGUUACUGAAAUAAUGGAUGGACUUCUGGCCUGUUCAAUCAAUCAGGUUGCAGUUCAUAGGGAGCUGUUGCUGUACGGUUGAGACAGAAGAAAUUGUCACCUCACAUUCCUGUUCGUCACCAUAUGAUGGCCACCAUGAUAAGGACAGCCGCAGACUCGACUGACAGAUUUGAUGACACUUCCGAUGCUUGGGAUUCGGUGCAGACAGAGCCCCAUGUAAUGCUGUGAGGAGCAGAGAGACACUGACUGGUACAGGCCUGACCAAUAUGGGCACCCAGAGUACAGGAUUUGGAGAUGCUGAGAGGCUGAUGCGUGUCAAUGAUGUGAUGACACUGCUCACCCACGUUGCCACAGUGACAGGCAUGAAAGCUGCUUACACUCCUUCUAAACGAGGAGGAAUACUGGCAGGUGGAGGUGCCUUUUUGGGGGGGAUGCUGGGCGGCCCACCUGGAAUUUUUGUAGGAGGAGCAGUUGGUGGAUUGAUUGGAUGGCUCACCUCUGAAGAUUUCAAGCCAGUCCCUCAGGUUUUAAUGGAAUUGUCUGCUGCUGAGAAGCAAAAACUCUGUGCUGAAGCCAUGGAUGUUGUCAAGAACUUACAUUGGACUGAUGCUGGUCAGCUGAUCAGGCUUGUAAUGUCAAAUUCUACUAUCAGAGGCCAGGUAUUCGGUGUGCUGAGGAAUUUCGUUACCAAAGUGCUAAAAGCAAAUGUAAAGUGUGCCUAAUAAUUCUUUACCGAGCGGGAUUUUUAGGAUGGAAUGCAUUUGACUCCACUCGCUGCGAAUCUUCAGUGCAACAAUUACUAGUUAUCAGUGCUAAUUAUAAAUAUAUGCUGGUCUAAGUAAUUUGGGAUAUUUGGGGUUUUUAAAUUUUUAUCAUUAUUGUUAUAAUUUUUGUUUUUAUGCGGCUUUUUAAGGAUAGUAUUGGAUUACUGCGUUAACCUGAUACUGACUUGCUAUGAAAUAUUGGAUUACUCUGCAUUAGGACUAAUUCUAAUUGCUGAAGGGAAUCAUGCUGCUCUUAGGCUACUGUGUCAUUGUGAAAAUUUUCAAAGUCCUUUUGUUUUAUUUAGGAGACUUGAUUUUGUUUGUUCAAGUGCUUUAAUUUUUUUCCCCGUGAAUGACAUGUAAGGUAAAAUUUGAAGAAUUUUACCUGUUGUUUGUUUUAGCCAUGCAAAGGAAAGUUUUAUAAGGAAGUACAUUACUGUGAACUCAAAAGACCCAAUCUCUACAUUGUCCCUUUUUUACUGUGUCACCCUGAUUCUUAAGUUUUUCUAAAGCCUUCUGAGUUUACAUUCUGUUGGAAAACUUUCCCACGCCAUUUCUGUAAAUAACAUAUUGUUUUGCACUCCUUCAUGGGGUUGGAGAAACUUGAUGUACUAGUGGUUUGUCCAAUGUCUUUGGAGAGGUGGCCCAUUCACUCUCCAAUCCACUGUCUCCUUUGGAAAAGUAUAAAAGUUGGAGUCAGAAAAUAAACUUCCUCUUUUACCUUGCAAAAUAGCAGGUGGCUCACAUUGUGCUUUCUUGUGUCCUAUAGCGACAUUAUUGUACUUCUUGAGUUUUCUUUUCAUGUAAGAUGUGAAGCAAAUACUUCAACAAGAUUUCAAGUAGCAGGAAAACAAACUGUGAACACUUCCAGUUCAAUUUUCACCAGGUUCCUGUGCCAUAGAAUGGGAGGGUGUGACAUUAAAAAAAUGGGGAGCUGAAUCUGCAUGGGGAGCUGAUUCUACCAGUGUUCUAUAAGCCCCAGGAUUAAGGUUGUCAUCUGAAGUUUGAUUUCUGGAUUGAGUCUGUACAGCUGGUCCUCUGUUCUCAUUAAAAUGUUCAUAAGAA
Taeniopygia guttata (zebra finch) is the source of this 2150-nucleotide messenger RNA. The record is from RefSeq and is a predicted model, not a curated record. NCBI's taxonomy places the organism in Eukaryota, Metazoa, Chordata, Aves, Passeriformes, Estrildidae.